AUGCGACGGCCGCUGGUUGAGGCGGACGCGGUGCAGGCCUCGGGAGCUGAGACGGCGGAGAUUUCUGUGGAUGUUGUUGCUUCUCUAGCAAGUGUGAAAUGGGGUGAACGUCACGGUGAUUGUUUGUGGAAUCCGGUGAGUUGCGAGAAGGGUGGAAUGGCGGUGGCUCACUGA
Dibothriocephalus latus is the source of this 174-nucleotide messenger RNA. Lineage: Eukaryota; Metazoa; Platyhelminthes; Cestoda; Diphyllobothriidea; Diphyllobothriidae. The record is from the annotation of a GenBank genome assembly.